Galleria mellonella (greater wax moth) is the source of this 1168-nucleotide messenger RNA. RefSeq lists its product as uncharacterized. The coding region runs from base 187 to 774 and encodes 195 amino acids. The transcript is spliced from 4 exons. Lineage: Eukaryota; Metazoa; Arthropoda; Insecta; Lepidoptera; Pyralidae. The record is from RefSeq and is a predicted model, not a curated record.
UUGAGUUUUGUUCAUGUAUUGCGUACGUAAGUACCGCAUCUGGUAUCGCACCUAUAGCUAAAUCUUAAAAAUAAAUAAAAUUGUUAUUGCCAUGACGACUAUUUAUCGAGUAAAUAAUUCAGUAUUCAUAUUCAUAAAGUACUCAGUUUUAUAUUAAAAAUUAGGUGUUCGUAAUUUCUUUUGAAUAUGAAUUUAGAUACUACGGACGAAGGGGUACAAGCAGAUAUUCUAGAGUCGAUAAACGAAGAGCCGACCUUGAAAAUUAGACCUCUUGAACGUAUUAAGCUCCAUCCGAAAGUUCCCAUAGAGCCGUCUGCUUAUGGCAAAGGAAAGAAUUUCAGCCGACCUUGGAUUCUACAAGAUGGACGAGAAGUACCUGAGCAAGGCAGCGAAAUGCGCGAUAAUUACAGGGUGCCUAAAAAAUGCACACACGGAGAAGGUAUCCGUAAACGAAUGCUUACGGAUUUUUUUUGGGAACAAAUGUUGGAUGAAGUUAUUAAUGAAUUGGCAACUUCUCAGCCAGUUAUGGAGUAUUGCACUGAGCAUGAUGCUAAUUAUGUAAAAGAAAAUUUUGAACCGCGUAACUUAGAAGUUACGGCAGAUAAAAAAAUGCAUUUGAAAUAUCCUCUAUAUGGAACUGGUUCGAGUGCAAUUACUUUUUACAGCGAAACAAUAAAGAAAACUGGGCCCGGGGAAAUAUUGGAGAAAUUUCGAAGGUGUCAAUACUUCACGAAGCCAAUGGAAGAAAGAAUGGAUGAUGGUUGGGUUUUGUAAUAUUUUUUGUACGUACACACGUUUGGUUAAUGAUAAAUUUACAAUAAUAAAAAGUGUUCAUCAUUAUUUUCUUUGUUCCUUCAAAAAUCAUCAUUCUGAUCAAAAUAAAAAAAUAGCACAUACAGACAAAACAUUAGACGGUCUUGUCGCUACAGUAAUGUUUUAUAUAAACAACCUUGCGCGGUGGACGUGGAUGUCCAUUAUUGGUGGAUUAAGCCCAUCAGCGGCCCGGAGAAGCGAAGCUAAAUGAGGCCCCAGUAUAAGUUAAUAAGAAGUUGAUGUAAUUUUGGAAGCUUUAUAUUUUAGUUCACAUUUGUGUGUAUAAGUAUUUGUUUAUUUAGUAAAAAAUCUUGCAAAUGAAAUUUUAUAUUAGAUUUAAAUAAAUAGAUUUAGA